This is a messenger RNA of Penicillium malachiteum, 1476 nucleotides long. Its product is annotated as WKF domain-containing protein. The transcript has a single exon. NCBI's taxonomy places the organism in Eukaryota, Fungi, Ascomycota, Eurotiomycetes, Eurotiales, Aspergillaceae. Bases 1 to 1476 code for a protein of 491 amino acids. The record is from RefSeq and is a predicted model, not a curated record.
AUGGCCAGAACCAAGAUCUCCGAACAACCCGAGCAGGUGAAGCAUAAGAAGACCAAGGAGACCAGCGAAGACAUCGAAAUGUCCGAAACCACACCCAAGAAAAACUCCGACAAGGAGAAGAAAAAGCGCAAGUCGUCCGACGAGUCCGAGGACGUAACAAAGACAAGCAAGAAGCGCCGACACAGCGAGAAAAACAACGAGGACUCUGAUGAGCCCGUGAAGGAGGAGAAGGCUUCUAAGAAGAGCAAGAAGGACAAGGAAGAGAAGAAACAGAAGAAGAAGAAGCGUGUCUCAUUCGGACCCGGUACCAAGACACAAGAUGGAUCCGAAAGCGAUGCAGACAACGAGGAAGAUGAGGAGGUCGAACCUGAACCUGAAACCUCGGACAGUAGCGACACAGUGACGAAUGAUGACUCGACACAACAAUCUCAAUCGCAAUCGGAGAGCGAGGCUGCGCUAGAAGAGAUGCGGAAACGUAAGCGCGAGAAGAAGAAGGAGCGUAAGAACAAGGACUCCUCAGCUUCCUCUACUACCUCCUCGGCUCCGACACAUUUCCACGAAACUCCCGUCAUGUCCUACCUGAGCCACUACUUUCAUGAUCGCUCGACAUGGAAGUUCCAGAAGAACCGUGAGACGAACCUGUUCAAGCAUCUUUAUUCGGAUGAGCAUGUCCCAGCUCGGUACAAUGUUGCGCUUUUGACCUACCUGCAAGGAUUGAAGGGAGAUGCGGCGAAGAGCCGGUUGAGAGAUGGGGCUGUGGAGGUCGCGAAGCAGGAUAUUGAGGCAUGGAAGAAGGACGGAAAGGAGGCACCUGAAGCGUUCCAGGCUGGUGUUGAUGCUUUCCGGGACUUGUUGAGUGGUUCUGAAGCGAGCACAGAGCUGAACUCUGCGUCAUCUGUGGAGGGUGUUAAAGGUGAUGCCGAGAAACGUCUUCAGAAGAGGGUUCGUGCGGAACUUGUCUUCUUUGCUGUUACCGAGAAACUGUUUGAUCUGAAGGCUAUUCCCAAAAAACAGCCUGUGAAGGCAGAGCCCGUCAACAAGAAGAGGAAGAACCGUACUGCUGUUAUUGAUAUCUCUAGCAGUGAGGAUGAGACCUCUAGCUCGGGCAGCAGUGAUGAUAGCAGCGAUGACGAGACUUCUAGCUCUGGUAGCGAUAGUGAGGACUCGGACAGUGACAGCGACAGUGAUGAGGACAAGCCUGCCGCCAAAAAGUCUGCUCCUGCUCCCGUUCCCGUUGCUACCAAGUUACCGGCUAAGGAGCGCACUGUUAGCAAGCCACUGGAGAAGGCUCCCGCUCCCAAGGCCGCUCCCAAACCCCAGCCUCUAUCUGCAUCGGAGAAGAGGGCUGCUGCUCGUGAGAAGAAGGCCGCUAACCCAGUGGCACCAGCUGCUCCCAGCAAGAACAAAAAGAAGCAGAAGCGCAAGGUCAGAACUAUUGAUCUUGAGAUCUCGAGUAGCGAGAGUGAUAGCGAUUAA